AUGUCUGCGUAUUUCUUUCCCUUUCUCCUCUCCAUCCCCCUUCGCCUUCUCUAUCCCUCUGUACCGAUUCCCGCCACUGCAGCCGCUCUAACCGCCUGCGAAUCACGUGCAACGCUGCUUCGCCAGGCGCGCAGCCCGCGGAAGACCCCUACCAGAACGGCGCACAAGAAGAAGCUGCGGGACACAGAGGACAAGAGGGACGAGGCGGAAAUAGAGCGGAUCGACAAGGCAUACGAUGCCAUCAUGAUGCGCCAGCUCACCAUGCGCAAGAAGGGCGUCACAUAUGGCUCUCUCGAGGUGUCAAAGGACAUCAAGUUUGCCGACCAGACAAACUUCCUCCCAUGGCUGCCGCGCUACGAGAAGGCGGACAACAAGGGCAUCCUCAUUAAUGCUGCUGUCUCUGCCGUCAUGGCGGUGUGGAUGGUGGGGGCGCAGAGCACGGACUGGAAGAUCCUGCAGUUCCUCCUCUCCUUCUACAUCUUCCAGCUCUUCAUGAAGCUUGACCCCUUCUACCCGCAAAACACUGGAGGGGGAACUAUGGCGGAGGCAUCAGAGCGCGCACCUGGGAACCCGUGGCUGCACGUGCGACGAGAACCGUUCGAUUUCGGCCUCCUGCCUAUCCCCGCGAUCGCAUCGUACAAGGAAGCGUCCACUGAAACCCUAAAGCUCCUCCGUCAGCGCCUCAUCGACGCGUCUUUAAACUCCGAAGGCGCCUCGACCACCUCCCCGACUCGCGACGGCUCGCAAGAGCCACGUGUCACAUGCGAGGCGAUAGAAUCGUGCCUGAAGCUCUCUAAAGACCAAGCGCGGCUCGUUCUAGACACGCUAGCGUCCGUUCUCCUCACCGGCAGCGAAGACAUCGAUUCGCUCUCCGACGCGUCGCCGUCAGAUGCGGCGAAGAUCGGAACGGACGUGGACCUGCUGUUGCUCUUCCUCUUCCUCCAGCGGUACCGCCGCGUUCCCAACCGCUCGUCGCGCGACGCUGCUGUGCUCGCGGACGUGUGGCCGCAGGGGCCGUCGCCGUUCGACUCUGUCUCCCCCACCGCUACCUCCGCCCUCCAGAUAAAGACAAGCCUGGCCACCCGGCAGCGGUUCCAAACGGGGCAUGCGGAGGAGGAGCAGCAGCAGCUGUCGUUUCUGCAGAAGAACCUUCCCGCCGUGCUACAGCUGCUGGCGGAGCAUGGCUCUGAUGCUGCUGGUAGUGGCGACGGCACGGAACCCGGCACACAAGUCAUCUCUAUCGACAAGUUCGAGUUGCUCGGUCUCUUCCUUCGGGUCAACCGACCCGGAGUCUCCUCCCUCCUCCUAUCCCAAGUCGCUCCUUUCUUUGCCGAAGCUGACGCGGCCAUGCCUCCUGCGCCCGUACCUCUCUCCGUGGCUCAAGACUGGCUCGGCCCGAGGCUCUGCUGCACGUCCGACCACGGCCCGGACCUAAGGCCGCAGUCCCCCUCCCGCCCCGCCAAGGUCCCCGCGGAUAGGGGCGGAGAUUCCGCCGCCUCCCCCACCAAAAGCGGAGAUACGCCCAUGGGGGAAGGGGGAGCAGUUGCGGGGAGCGGGGCAGGCGCAGGGGCGGAGGUUCAGGGAUCGCCUAGAGGGGCCGCGGCCAAUGGGGCGAUGACAGGUGGCGUGCUGUCGCGGCGUGUGUGGGCGGCGGCAGGGAUGACGACCGUUGAUGGGGUUGCGAAGAUGUCGGUUCUCAAGGGGGAGACGGAGGUUGACAGCAGCUGCGUGCGGGUGGCGCACUGUCACGACAGUGUGAUCUACGUGCUCGCGCCUCUCAAGUACGCCUCCGUUAUUGGCUGCUCCGAUUCCAUUGUGGUGCUGGGCGCCGUGGGCAAGGUGGUGCGAGUGGAAGCCUGUGAACGCCUGACCCUCAUCGCCCCGUGUGCGCGCAUCCGCAUAGCCAACUGCCGCGAGUGCGUGUUCUACCUCGGCUGCAACUCCCGCCCCGUCAUUCUCGGAGACAACCACUCCCUCCAAAUCGCCCCUUACAACACCUUCUACCCCCGCCUCGACUACCACCUCGCAAAGGUCGGGGUGGACCCUGCUGUGAACAAAUGGGACCUGCCGUUAGCGCUGGGAUCGCUAGAUGCUGCUGCUGCCGCUGGUGCUGCCGGUGCUGGUACUGCUGCUGGUGGCGCUGGUGGUUCGGCUGGUGCUGGGGGGGCGGGUGGAGUGGAAGGGGAGGGGGCGAAGGAGGGAGCGGCGGCCGCGGCGCUUGAUUCGGCGAUUCUGAUGCCUCCUGAGAAGUUUGUGCCGUUUGUGGUUCCGUUCCGGACGCAGCAGGAGCAGCCAGGCGGAGGGGGAGGUGCCAGUCCACUGCUGCAGCAGGCCACGCAGUUUCCUUGUAUGGAAAGGGAAUCAAGCUUAUCACAUCCCCACACCUCCCUUGUUGCCAUCACACCAGGUUCCAUUUCGGACGCAGCAGGAGCAGCCGGGCGGAGGAGGCGGUGCCAGUCCGCUGCUGCAGCAGGCCACGCGGGCCAACCCAUUUGCUCUGCCCAAGACAUACCUCAUCGCCCUGCAGCACAAGACCAAGACGGUGGAGAGUCUGAGGCAGACGCUCAAGACAGCGGUGCUCGACGAGGGGCGGAAGAGGGAGCUGACAAACGUCAUCCAGGCACACUUCAAGGAGUGGCUCCUCACAUCGGGCAACAUUCGGCAGGUAACCUGUCCUCCAAGGCGUCUUUCUCCACCACCAAGGCGUCUUGCUUCGUGAAGCAGGUGUCUGCCAAGACCGUCUGCUCCGCGGAGAAGAAGGAGGAGAACGUUACCGAGCAGGCUGGCAAGAUCGCCUCUGCCCUCGCCCUUGCUGCCAUCGUCAGCACCGGUGCCUUGGCCGUUCCCGAGGUCGCACUCGCCGAUGUCGCUGGCCUUACCCCCUGCAAGGACUCCAAGGCCUUCGCUAAGCGCCAGAAGAACUCCAUCAAGAAGCUGAAGAACCGCCUCAAGCUCUACAAGGACGGCUCCGCCCCCGCUCUGGCUCUCAAGGCCACCAUUGAGAGGACCGAGCGCCGGUUCUCUUUCUACGGCAAGUCCGGCCUGCUGUGCGGCACCGACGGUCUUCCCCACCUGAUCGUCGAUGGUGACUUCAGGCACGCGGGCGAGUUCGUGUCCCCCGGCAUCGUCUUCCUGUACAUUGCUGGCUGGAUCGGGUGGGUCGGCCGCUCUUACCUGAUCAAGACCAAGGAGGGAGCCAAGCCCACCGAGAAGGAGAUCAUCAUCGAUGUUCCCCUCGCUCUCAGCCUGCUCGGCCGUGGUGCUACCUGGCCCGUGGCUGCCUGGUCCGAGUACAGGAAGGGUGACCUGAUUGUGUCCGCUGACCAGAUCACCGUGUCCCCCCGUUAA
Molecule: messenger RNA, 3348 nt
Organism: Closterium sp. Naga37s-1
Lineage: Eukaryota; Viridiplantae; Streptophyta; Zygnematophyceae; Desmidiales; Closteriaceae
Source: the annotation of a GenBank genome assembly